Molecule: messenger RNA, 4472 nt
Organism: Vitrella brassicaformis
Lineage: Eukaryota; Vitrellaceae
Source: the annotation of a GenBank genome assembly
GCCGUCCGAUGCGAAUCUGUGUGGAUAACUCAUAAGCACAUACGCAAUGGGUCGACGGCCGGCCAGCCGCCACUCCUUUGCAAAGCUUCAAGUUGUUUGCGUUGGAUGCUCCGCUUCGGCCGAGAUUGCUCAUGGCCUCAGAGAACAACUUCAGCCCACAGAUCUGUUGGGAGCCACGGCCUGAGACUGGGGCGGCGGCGUCUCGCGCUGGGCAGCCGUGCGGCGACGAUGCUGGGCUUCUUGCACGGCCAGCGCACUCCCCGGCUGCAGGGCCAGGAGGGCUGCAAUGGGAGAGACGGCCACAGCCGCCCCAGUGUUGCUGAGGAGGUGUGCUACAUCCAGCUGCCGCGAGUCGACGAGGGCGACGCUGCCGCACAGCAGGCCAUCCACCACACACAGACGGGCCAUCCCAAGGUCACCUUGCAAUGCUCCUAGUGCAUCUCUGCGUGUGUGGCCAUCGGCCUCUGAUGUCUGUGUCCCUCCCUCCCUCAAGGCAUUGCAGAUGUCAGCGGCGGCCUCGAGUGACCAGGUCCCUCUGCUGCAGGACGAUGAGCACGGGCUGAUGGAGCCCCAGCUGCCGGACGUCACCGAUGACAUCACCAAGGCACCGAGACGCCUUGAGCAGGUCUGUGGCUGUGAUGCGGACAGCGGCACGGUCACACACUCUGAGAGGUCUCUUGGACGUCUGUGUGUGUCAUCUGCAGGUGCCCCUGGUGGGUGCCCCAGCUGCCGACGAUUUUUAUAAUUGGAUACCGACGUACGGCCUGAGAGACAGCAUCAAGGAGGCCAUCGAUGAAGAGGAUGCGGAGGGUCUGCGGAAGGCCCUCGCCGGUCUGUCGCCUGAGCAAACCGAGAAAGCACUGACGACCAGAGAGUGGUUCCCUUGGGGAUCUGCCAUCCACUAUGCCGCAAGUACGCCUCUUCGCACCACUACACACACAUGAUGCGGCUACAUGGCCUGUGUGUGCUUCUCAGACAAGUGCUCGGAUGUGGCUGUGUUUGAGGUGCUGCUGGACAACCGACGCCACCUGCUCAACCUGAAACGGGUAUCGUGCUCGUCAGUUACAUUCAUUCUGCCCAUUCGCCGACCGGUGUCUUCGCUGCAAUCUUCAUGCUGUGUCUGUAGGGUGGCUGGACGCCUCUUCAUUUGGCAGCAGUCUUCGGGUCAGCUGAUGUUGUGGAGAAGUUUGUCGAGUGGGGCGGCAAGGAGCUGCUGGAGGCUAAACACAACGUAUGGACGAGGGAAUGUCGAGUGAUGGAUUGGACAGCUUGUGUGUCUUGGUCGUGCUAUGAUUCAGGAUGGAAAGACGCCUCUUCAUGAGGCAGCAAGUCAGUCACCCCUGCAAAUGACAACCACACGAGUGCAUGAGUCUUCGAGGUGUCUCUCUUCGCUCUCCUGCAGGGUUUGGCCGUGCUGAUGUGGCGGCGGUGAUGUUGAAGAUCAACCCGCAGCUGUUGAAGAUCAAAGACAACGUAGGCUGCACUGCACCGAUCGAGCUCUGUGUCGAUGUUGUCGCUUGUCGUGACUCUGACAGAGGGGAAAGACGUCUCUAGAUAAUGCCCUUCACAAAGCGUCAGUCGUCGUAGAGAUCCUUGCUGUGGCUGGAGACAUGGUCAUGGAGCUGCUCGAACGAGGCGUGAAAGUGGAAGAUGUGUCGGCCGAGGAUCUUAAGAAGGUGGUGCCCUUGGCGAAGCGAAUUUUGAAGGACAAAUCUGAGUCGCUGGGCCUCGACAGCCUUCGCUGCUGUGCCGUCUUUCGCAAAGUGAUGAAGUCACGACCGAAGGACUCCGUCACAGAUGACCUUGAGAGGACUUCCAACCGGCAGGAGGUCAAUUGACAGACACACAGAGCACAGCAGUCUUCACUGCUGCAUUGAUUGUCAAAUUGGUUCAGGCGCUCACAGCCAAUUUCUGCAGCGAUACAACAGAAGAAAACUUCCAACAGUCACUUGCAGGCAAAGAGAGAGAAUGGUUUGCGGCGCUCGAGUCGGCAGAGCCCCUUUCUGUCGUCACCCAAGGUAAGCCGCACAAGCGAUCUCCUCGUUUCUCUGUCGGUCCGCUCAUGCCUCCUCCGUCUCCCUGCCAAUGAUUGCGAAAGCCAACUGCACACCUCUCGUCACAGAGCAUUGGAAGGAAGGCUACGAAGUGUCGAGCAUCCAGCUGUCACCCCGAGAUGUCUUCAUCAGCCGGUGCUGUCAAUGCUGCUGAUGUGAGACUGCAGCCAUGGACAAGGAUACAGGCAGAGAGAAGCAUCUCUAUCUGUCUGUGUGAUAUCAGGGUGGCCUUUGUGCUGCUGCACAUCGAGUCUAUCAAGGGAGACAGCGGCAUGAUGAUGCCGUUGGAGUGGCCGGCGGUGUGGCUGUGGGGCUCAGUGCUGACCGGCAGCGGCUUUGUCCUCCUGGAAAUCUUCCAAGUAUGCCUCACUGAUCGACAACAAUAUGUCUCGUCCUCUGUGUGUGCAGUUCAUCCGGCUGAAGGCAGCGUACUGGGCCGACUCAUGGUACGCCUCAGGCUUCGUGCUGGCGGCUCCAUUUGUGUGUUGUCGGUGUGUGCCGAUGAAGGAACUGGGUGGAUGCUGGAAGUUCGCUGGCCAUGAUCGCCUUCAUAGCCAUUCACUUCGCUGGCUGGUCGGAGGAGGCGGAGGUCAGCUCAGGGAUCGUCAUAGCGCUCCUCUUUGCGCUGCGCCUCCUCCAAACGGCCAGCCUGCACCCAGCCGUGGGACCUCUCAUACUGUCAGGGAGAGAGACACAGACACAGAGAGAGAGAGAAAGGUGUCUGAUGGUGUGUGUGAUGGGGGUGUUUGUGUCAGUGCGGUUGUGAGAAUGUUUUCGGACAUCAGCAUGUUUCUGUGUCUGUACGUCUACAUCCUGCUGGUCUUCGCGGUCGUCUUCACCCUCCUCUCGUCCGACGAAGACCACCAGUACUUCGGCUCCUUCGCCAAAGCCACGCUCACGCUGUACUCGAUGACACCGACACACACAGAGAGAGAGCGCCAGUCGUCAUGUGCUGUUGGUUGGCUGCAUUCCAUCAGUUUCUACGGUGGUCUUGGCGACUUCAAUGAGGCGCUGACCAACGCCAUCGAGAGCCACGACACGCUGGGGACCGUCCUGCUGUUCACAUACGUCAUCUUCUCCUCCAUAAUACUCGUACGUGAGAGUCAACACCACUCACUUCCCCCGAUGGACGAGCCACACACACAAUGACUCCCUUUGUUGUUGUCUCUCUUUCUCUGCCCGUCUGUAUCGAUAGCUCAACCUGCUCAUCGCCAUCAUGGUAAGACAGGCACGAGACACACACAAGGGACAUGAGCGUGCCAACAGUUGAGCGAUGCUCUUGUAUGUGUCUCUCUCUAUGUCAGGCGUCGACGUAUGCGGCCAUCGAGGAGACACAAACUGCGCAAUACCAGUAAGGAGAGACAACAAAGCGAGACAGACAGACACAUAAGGCUCUCUCUCUCUCCGUGAAUGGCUGCAGGUUGCUGCGCCUUCGCGUGUUGAAUGAGUACCUCACAAUGCCGCACCACGAGCGGCUGCCGCCGCCAUUCGAUCUCAUCGGUCGGUGCGACCGACAAGAGACAUCAGCUGCACCCACCGCAUGUGAGCAUCUGUGUGUGUGCAGCUGUGGUCGUGUCGGAGCCCCUGCGCUAUGUCGCCUCCCUCAUCAGCGGACGGCAGUCGGCACUCUGCCGCAUUGCCUUCUGGUCGAUGAAGGCCCUCUACUACACCAUCGACGCGCUCCUGUUUGCCGUCGCCUUCACUCCAAUAGCCAUCUACCGUCAGCUGGGGAAGCUUCAACGGUGCAUACGGGAGGGAAAGUACUGGCAGGUACUUUGCGUACCCCUUAUCAUCCUCUUCGCGCCACUUUUUCUCCUCAUGGUCUAUGCUCAAGCAAAGGUCCAAGUAACGGUCCGGCAAUAGACUCUCUCCAAUUUCUUCCCUUUGGAAUUUAUAUGUUUGUUGCCAAAGCCAUAUCGGGGGGACACCGAGGAGGAGAAAGCAAGACGAGGCGUUGUGCACAGGAAUCAUUCAAAGACAGCAUCGACAAGUGGAUGGAGGCCGCGGAUCAUCACGACUCAAACUUCCCUGACGUCAUGGCAGGUGAGACGAACCUGUCACACACAAUCAGACAGGUUUUUUUUCUUUUUUUUAUAUGCUCUGCAGCCCUCAAGCACAACCAGUCGUCUCAAUGUGAGGUGCUAGCAGGUGACAAUGACAGUAAACAAGACAGGCAGGCAGCCAGGUGAGCAUGAACUUUGCCUCUUUCGAUGUACUGCAGCUCUCACGCACUUCAAAAAAUACAUCGAAGACGAGAUUCACUCUUCUCAAGCCGAGAUGCUGUCAAGUAAGAGAAGGUUUUUUAACGCAAACUCUUCAACGGAAUGUUGUCUGGGUUUGCUUUGCCUCUCAGUGUUGAAAAGAAUGGAUGAACGGCUGACGAAAAUGGAAACCAAGAUGGGAUAGCUACGAAUGGCC